AUGUGGCGCGUGGUCAUCAGCAGCAACGAGCAGUCGCUCUACCAGAGCCAGCAGCCGCCGCCGCCGCCUCCGGCCGCGGCGCCGGCCAACUACCUGCAUCCGUGGCAGCCGCCUCCGCACACCCACCACCACCACCAACAGCAGCAGCAACAGCACCACCAGACGCAGACGUCGGCCAGAUCUCUUGGCGACAGCGACUGCGACGACGAUCUUUUCUCGGAGAACGACUCCAAGGACUUGUGCCAGUCACCGACCGAGGGCAGCAGCGGCUCCAGUUCCUGCGAGACGAUGACUCGCAAACGGCGGCGCGGCGUCAUCGAAAAGCGGCGCCGUGACCGCAUCAACAAUUCUUUGGCUGAGCUGCGCCGCCUCGUGCCCUCUGCCUUCGAAAAGCAGGGCUCUGCUAAAUUGGAAAAGGCUGAAAUUCUUCAACUCACAGUUGAACACCUCAAGAACGUCCACGCCAAAGGUGGCAGUGGAGUUGGCGAGGAACGCGUGUCAAUGGACUACCGCGGUCUCGGUUUUCGCGAGUGCGCCGCCGAGGUGGCUCGUUAUCUGGUCAGCGUCGAAGGAAUGGCCCUGGAAGACCCCCUGCGACUGCGUCUCCUCUCGCACCUGCAAUGUUUUGCGGCGCAACGCGAGAUGGCCUCAAAACAGGCGGCCGCCGUUUGGCCCGGCACCCCGUCGGCCUUCGCGCCCCCCGAGCCCCUCUACGCACCCCCUGGGGGCCCCGAGCACUUUUACCAGCCACCGCCGAUGUCGCAGCCGCCACCAGGCAACGCCCCGCAAUCCUACCACCCUUCGCAAGGUCCUCCACCCCCGUCGGCUAAACCUUACAGGCCUUGGGGAGCAGAACUCGCGUAUUGACCAGUCAUUGAAAUUUUUGUAAAAGUCACAAACGGUGCCUCUUGUUGUUGCCAGACGAGCGUUCCUUUCUCUAGUCAGCGCCUCUCCACCUUCCCGGCGAGUUUCUAUCUCGUGCCUUUUUUGAUGCAAAUGUGGACUAUUAUUAAUUAAUUAAUUUUGAACACACACACACAAA
Messenger RNA from Neocloeon triangulifer, 1042 nucleotides. Its product is annotated as hairy/enhancer-of-split related with YRPW motif protein-like. Gene Ontology annotation, molecular function: DNA-binding transcription factor activity, RNA polymerase II-specific; protein dimerization activity; RNA polymerase II cis-regulatory region sequence-specific DNA binding. Gene Ontology annotation, biological process: regulation of neurogenesis; regulation of transcription by RNA polymerase II; anterior/posterior pattern specification. The coding region runs from base 1 to 867 and encodes 288 amino acids. The record is from RefSeq and is a predicted model, not a curated record. The transcript is spliced from 3 exons. Gene Ontology annotation, cellular component: nucleus. Lineage: Eukaryota; Metazoa; Arthropoda; Insecta; Ephemeroptera; Baetidae.